Nicotiana tabacum (common tobacco) is the source of this 1927-nucleotide messenger RNA. The record is from RefSeq and is a predicted model, not a curated record. NCBI's taxonomy places the organism in Eukaryota, Viridiplantae, Streptophyta, Magnoliopsida, Solanales, Solanaceae.
GGUUCUCCCGAGGAAUUUAUUUGUAAGAACAGAGAAGCCCUUGAAAGCGAAUAUGUGAGCUCAAAUCUCCACCACUGGAUUGAUUUGGUGUUUGGUUACAAGCAGCGGGGAAAACCAGCAGUUGAGGCAGCAAAUAUUUUUUAUUAUUUGACAUAUGAAGGGGCUGUGGAUCUGGAUACCAUGGAUGAUGAAUUGCAAAGGUCGGCAAUAGAAGAUCAAAUUGCCAACUUUGGUCAAACACCAAUUCAACUUUUCCGGAAGAAACAUCCUAGAAGAGGACCUCCAAUUCCAAUUGCCCAUCCUCUACGAUUUGCUCCUGGUUCUAUUAACCUAACAUCAAUUGCUUCAUGCGGAAGCAGUUCUUCGUCAGCUACUCUGUAUGUUAAUGUGCUGGACUCAAACAUUGUCCUUGUGAACCAGGGCCUCACCAUGUCUGUUAAGACAUGGGUGACCACUCAGUUGCAAUCCGGUGGGAACUUCACCUUCUCUGGCUCACAGGAUCCCUUUUUCGGGAUUGGUUCUGAUGUUCUUCCCCCUCGGAAAAUUGGGAGUCCUUUGGCUGAAAAUAUUGAGCUUGCAGCACAAUGCUUUGGAACAUUAUCAACAACAUCUGAAAAUUUUUUGAUAACAUGUGGUACCUGCGAAAACAGCUUUCAGGUUAUAUCGCUAACUGAUGGCAGAAUGGUGCAGAGCGUUAGACAACAUAAAGAUGUUGUGAGCUGCAUUGCAGUUACAUCUGAUGGAAGCAUCCUGGCUACUGGAAGUUACGAUACAACAGUAAUGAUCUGGGAGAUUUUUCGCAUUAGAACCCCUGAAAAACGAGUAAAGCAUACUCAAGCAGAGAUUCCUAGAAAAGAUUGCAUCGUUGCCGAAACCCCUUCCCAUAUUUUGUGUGGUCAUGAUGACGUUAUUACGUGCUUGUAUGCAAGUCUUGAGCUUGAUAUAGUUAUAAGUGGAUCAAAAGAUGGAACUUGUGUUUUCCAUACGCUACGGGAUGGGAGAUAUGUUAGAUCCCUACGGCAUCCAUCUGGCAGUCCAUUGUCAAAGCUUGUUGCAUCACGUCAUGGGAGGAUUGUUCUUUAUUCUGAUGAUGAUCUUAGUUUGCACCUCUAUUCUAUAAAUGGGAAACACAUUUCGUCUUCAGAAUCCAAUGGCCGCCUGAACUGUCUUGAACUGAGUAGCUGUGGUGAGUUCUUGGUUUGUGCUGGAGAUCAGGGGCAGAUCAUUGUACGUUCUAUGAACUCACUUGAGAUUGUGGGCAAGUACAAUGGAAUCGGGAAAAUAGUAACUUCACUAACUGUGACACCAGAAGAAUGCUUUAUUGCUGGGACCAAGGAUGGAAGUCUUCUUGUUUAUUCGAUAGAAAAUCCUCAACUUCGUAAGACUAGCUUUCCGAGGAAUUCAAAAUCCAAAGCUUCUGUGACAUAGCGAAUUUGCAGUUCUGGGCUGCAGUGUAAAUUUAACAAUAUCAUCACUGAAGGUGAUGCCGAGUUGAGGGUGAAAUGAAGCACAUUAAGUCUUCAAGACGGAGACGAGCUGUAUCAUUGGAGUAGCUGAUUGGUGUUUCAUUUUUUGAAGAGGAAAAAAUGGAUCUUUCUUCAGUAGUUAUUAUAGCAGUGCCCUCUAAUUGCUGUAUCCGUGGCAGGAUUCUUUGAGCCUCAACUUGUAGAAUGAUAAAGAAUGGCAGAAUAUAGCACCAUCAAAACAUGCUGCUUGCGAUGGAAGCAGUUGCCACCGCCUAAUGUACAGCAUUUUGUGCACAUUUUCUUUGUGAUAGGCCUCAAAUGUUGUAUUAAGUGAUAACAGUAAUCAAACAGCAUUGAAAUUAGCACCAAAUGGGUGUUCCGCCCCAAAUGGUUUUUGUAUAGAUGGGCUUCACACCCUUAUAGGGAGAACUAUAUAUUUAAUAGAAAUUCAUUGAUGAUUC